Molecule: messenger RNA, 2754 nt
Organism: Pteronotus mesoamericanus
Lineage: Eukaryota; Metazoa; Chordata; Mammalia; Chiroptera; Mormoopidae
Gene: SLC23A2
Product: solute carrier family 23 member 2
Exons: 17
Coding region: 391-2343 (650 amino acids)
Biological process (GO): transmembrane transport; L-ascorbic acid metabolic process
Cellular component (GO): membrane
Molecular function (GO): transmembrane transporter activity
Source: RefSeq, a predicted model, not a curated record
UUGCAGGCGGCUGUCGCGGGGACUAGAGGCAGAAACGGCGGCGUCGGCAGCGGGCACUGCGUUGCGGAGGCGCGGCGGCAGGACGCGAGCCCAGCGAGCUGCAGCCAGCUAGGUCUUGACUCUGCUAACCGGGACUCUUCGUGUGGCUUUAAGCUUGGACCUGGACAGCACAAGGAAAUGGAGCUCAGCUGCAUGUAACAGAAAGCAUAUGGACAGGUCCACGUCCUGGCAUUUAGGUGCUAAGAGAUGGUGCUUAUGGGGCUCAUCUCUGCCUGAGAAUAAGGUGCUCCAGGUGCUGGAAUAGCCAAAUCUGAUCCUGGGCUCCCUGCUUGAACAAGCCUUCACUUUCAGUCACUCCAAUCCAACAACGAAACGACACAUUUUCUCUUAAUGAUGGGUAUUGGUAAGAACACUACGUCCAAAUCCAUGGAGGCUGGGAGUUCAACCGAAGGCAAAUAUGAAGAGGAAGCGAAGCACCCCACUUUCUUCACCCUUCCGGUGGUGAUGAACGGAGGUGCCACGUCCACCAGUGAACAGGACAAUGAAGACACAGAGCUCAUGGCAAUCUAUACAACAGAAAACGGCAUCGCAGAGAAGAGCUCUCUGGCCGAGACGUUGGAUAGCACUGGCAGUCUAGACCCCCAGAGAUCAGACAUGAUUUACACCAUAGAAGAUGUUCCUCCCUGGUACCUGUGCAUAUUUCUGGGGCUGCAGCACUACCUGACUUGCUUCAGUGGUACGAUCGCAGUGCCCUUCCUGCUGGCCGAUGCCAUGUGUGUGGGGUAUGACCAGUGGGCCACCAGCCAGCUCAUUGGGACCAUUUUCUUUUGUGUGGGAAUCACAACUUUGCUGCAGACAACGUUUGGAUGCAGGUUACCCCUGUUUCAGGCCAGUGCUUUUGCAUUUCUGGCCCCUGCUCGAGCCAUCCUGUCUUUAGAUAAAUGGAAAUGUAACACAACAGAUGUUUCAGUUGCCAACGGAACAGCAGAACUGUUACACACGGAGCACAUCUGGUAUCCCCGGAUACGCGAGAUCCAGGGGGCCAUCAUCAUGUCCUCACUGAUAGAAGUGGUCAUUGGCUUCCUGGGCCUGCCCGGCGCUCUGCUAAAAUACAUCGGGCCCCUGACCAUUACACCCACCGUGGCCCUCAUUGGCCUCUCUGGUUUCCAGGCGGCGGGAGAGAGAGCGGGGAAGCACUGGGGCAUCGCCAUGCUGACAAUUUUCCUAGUAUUACUGUUUUCUCAAUAUGCCAGAAAUGUUAAAUUUCCUCUCCCAAUUUACAAAUCCAAGAAAGGAUGGACUGCCUACAAGUUGCAGCUUUUCAAAAUGUUCCCUAUCAUCCUGGCCAUCCUUGUGUCCUGGCUGCUCUGCUUCAUCUUCACAGUGACAGAUGUCUUCCCUCCUGACAGUGCAAAGUAUGGCUUCUAUGCUCGGACAGAUGCCAGGCAGGGUGUGCUGCUGGUCGCCCCGUGGUUUAAGGUUCCGUACCCAUUUCAGUGGGGACUGCCCACCAUCUCUGCAGCUGGUGUCAUUGGCAUGCUCAGUGCUGUUGUCGCCAGUAUUAUCGAGUCUAUCGGAGACUACUACGCCUGUGCAAGGCUGUCCUGUGCACCACCGCCUCCCAUCCAUGCAAUAAACAGGGGGAUUUUCGUGGAGGGUCUCUCCUGUGUUCUCGAUGGCAUAUUUGGUACUGGGAAUGGCUCUACUUCAUCCAGUCCCAACAUUGGAGUUUUGGGAAUUACGAAGGUCGGCAGUCGCCGGGUGAUACAGUACGGGGCCGCCCUCAUGCUCGCCUUGGGCACGGUCGGGAAGUUCAGUGCCCUCUUCGCCUCCCUUCCGGAUCCUGUGCUUGGAGCGCUCUUCUGUACUCUCUUUGGAAUGAUCACAGCUGUUGGACUCUCUAACCUGCAGUUCAUUGAUUUAAAUUCUUCCCGGAACCUCUUCGUGCUUGGAUUUUCGAUCUUCUUUGGGCUCGUUCUUCCAAGUUACCUCCGACAGAACCCUCUUGUCACAGGGAUAACAGGAAUUGAUCAAGUGUUGAACGUUCUUCUCACAACUGCAAUGUUUGUAGGAGGCUGUGUGGCUUUUAUUUUGGAUAACACCAUUCCAGGGACUCCAGAGGAAAGAGGAAUCCGGAAAUGGAAGAAGGGAGUGGGCAAAGGGAGCAAGUCGCUCGAUGGCAUGGAAUCCUACGAUUUGCCGUUUGGCAUGAACAUUAUUAAAAAGUACAGAUGCUUCAGCUACUUACCCAUCAGCCCAACCUUUGUGGGCUACACAUGGAAAGGCCUUGGGAAGAGCGCAAACAGCCGGAGUUCAGACGAGGACUCACAGGCCACGGUAUAGCUGUAGCUUGCCCUGUGGCUUGGCCGCAGUGAGGCAUGAGUCUGUAGUUCCUUGCUGAGUAACAAGCAGUAACAUAUAUGUUUGUAUAUCUGCAUUUACAUUCUGCACCCCAGAGCUAAGACAGAUUGCAAAUAGCUUUUUUUGUUGUGGGUGGUGAUUGUGUCUAAUAUGGUGUCUCACCUAUCUCCUUAUUUAAGCCCUGACCCCUUGCCCUUGAGAGCGUCCACUGCUGGCUGUGGUCACUGAACUUGAAGUUCCUGUCCUCCGGUGGGAGUAGAUGUUUGAAAUCCACAGCGAUUCUUUGUUUUCAGUCCCCCUUGCCCCACUCCGUGCUAGCUUUCUUACAAGCCACCUCCAGGGACUGGGGGCUUUCUGUCCUGGAAGCACCUGGACCUGCUUGGUUUUUUAUAG